Messenger RNA from Chinchilla lanigera (long-tailed chinchilla), 4317 nucleotides. RefSeq names its product ArfGAP with SH3 domain, ankyrin repeat and PH domain 1 (gene Asap1). Gene Ontology annotation, biological process: positive regulation of GTPase activity. The record is from RefSeq and is a predicted model, not a curated record. Gene Ontology annotation, cellular component: cytoplasm. NCBI's taxonomy places the organism in Eukaryota, Metazoa, Chordata, Mammalia, Rodentia, Chinchillidae. Gene Ontology annotation, molecular function: GTPase activator activity; protein binding.
GAUGCCGGACCAGAUCUCCGUCUCCGAGUUCAUCGCCGAGACCACCGAGGACUACAACUCGCCCACCACGUCCAGCUUCACCACGCGGCUGCACAACUGCAGGAACACCGUCACGCUGCUGGAGGAGGCUCUAGACCAAGAUAGAACAGCCCUACAGAAAGUGAAGAAAUCUGUAAAAGCAAUAUACAAUUCUGGCCAAGACCAUGUACAAAAUGAAGAAAACUAUGCACAAGUUCUUGAUAAGUUUGGGAGUAAUUUUUUAAGUCGAGACAACCCCGAUCUUGGCACUGCUUUUGUCAAGUUUUCUACUCUUACAAAGGAACUUUCCACACUGCUGAAAAAUCUGCUCCAGGGUCUGAGCCACAAUGUGAUCUUCACCUUGGAUUCCCUGUUAAAAGGAGACCUAAAGGGAGUCAAAGGAGAUCUCAAGAAGCCAUUUGACAAAGCCUGGAAAGAUUAUGAGACAAAGUUUACAAAAAUUGAGAAGGAGAAAAGAGAGCAUGCGAAACAGCAUGGGAUGAUCCGCACAGAGAUAACUGGAGCGGAGAUUGCAGAAGAGAUGGAGAAGGAAAGGCGCCUCUUUCAGCUCCAAAUGUGUGAAUAUCUAAUCAAAGUUAAUGAAAUCAAGACCAAAAAGGGUGUGGACCUGCUGCAGAAUCUUAUAAAGUACUAUCACGCACAGUGCAAUUUCUUUCAAGAUGGCUUGAAAACAGCUGAUAAACUGAAACAGUACAUUGAAAAAUUGGCUGCUGACUUAUACAAUAUAAAACAGACCCAGGAUGAAGAGAAGAAACAGCUAACUGCACUCAGAGACUUAAUAAAAUCUUCUCUUCAGCUUGAUCAGAAAGAAGUAGGUGGUUUAUAUGUUCCCAGCAGGGCUAACAGUUCUAGGAGAGAUUCCCAGAGCCGGCAAGGAGGAUAUAGCAUGCAUCAGCUCCAGGGCAAUAAGGAGUAUGGCAGUGAAAAGAAGGGGUACCUGCUAAAGAAAAGCGAUGGGAUCCGGAAAGUGUGGCAGAGAAGGAAGUGUGCUGUCAAGAAUGGGAUUCUGACCAUCUCACAUGCAACUUCUAACAGGCAGCCAGCCAAGUUGAACCUUCUCACCUGCCAGGUGAAGCCAAAUGCUGAGGACAAGAAGUCCUUUGACCUGAUAUCACAUAACAGAACCUAUCACUUUCAGGCAGAAGAUGAACAGGAUUAUGUAGCGUGGAUAUCAGUAUUGACAAACAGCAAAGAAGAGGCCCUCACCAUGGCCUUCCGUGGUGAGCAGAGCACAGGGGAGAACAGCCUGGAAGAUCUGACGAAAGCCAUCAUCGAGGAUGUCCAGCGGCUCCCUGGGAACGAGGUCUGCUGUGACUGUGGCUCAUCAGAACCCACUUGGCUUUCAACCAACCUGGGUAUCCUGACCUGUAUCGAAUGUUCUGGCAUCCAUAGGGAGAUGGGGGUUCAUAUUUCUCGCAUUCAGUCUUUGGAACUAGACAAAUUAGGAACUUCUGAACUCUUGCUGGCCAAGAACGUAGGAAACAAUAGUUUUAAUGAAAUUAUGGAAGCAAACUUACCCAGCCCCUCACCCAAACCCACCCCUUCAAGUGAUAUGACUGUACGAAAAGAGUAUAUCACUGCAAAGUAUGUAGACCAUAGAUUCUCAAGGAAAACCUGUUCCUCUUCAUCAGCUAAGUUGAAUGAAUUGCUUGAGGCGAUCAAAUCCAGGGAUUUACUUGCACUAAUUCAAGUCUAUGCAGAAGGGGUAGAGUUAAUGGAACCUCUGCUGGAAUCUGGUCAGGAGCUUGGGGAGACAGCCCUUCAUCUUGCCGUCCGAACUGCAGACCAGACAUCUCUCCACUUGGUUGACUUCCUUGUACAAAACUGUGGAAACCUGGAUAAGCAGACCUCAAUGGGAAACACAGUUCUGCACUACUGUAGCAUGUAUGGCAAACCUGAGUGUCUGAAGCUUCUUCUCAGGAGCAAGCCCACUGUGGACAUUGUGAACCAGGCUGGAGAAACUGCCUUGGACAUAGCAAAGAGACUAAAAGCUACCCAGUGUGAAGAUCUGCUUUCCCAAGCUAAGUCUGGCAAGUUCAACCCACACGUCCACGUUGAAUAUGAGUGGAACCUUCGACAGGAGGAGAUGGAUGAAAGUGAUGACGAUCUAGAUGACAAACCAAGCCCAGUCAAGAAAGAGCGCUCACCCAGACCUCAGAGCUUCUGCCACUCCUCUAGCAUCUCCCCGCAAGACAAGCUGGCACUGCCAGGAUUCAGCACUCCACGGGACAAGCAACGGCUCUCCUACGGAGCCUUCACCAACCAGAUGUUUGUCUCCACAAGCACAGACUCGCCCACAUCACCAACUACAGAGGCUCCCCCUCUGCCUCCUAGGAACGCCGGGAAAGGUCCAACUGGCCCACCUUCAACACUCCCUCUAAGCACACAGACCUCUAGUGGCAGCUCCACCCUAUCCAAGAAGAGGCCUCCUCCCCCACCACCCGGACACAAGAGAACCCUAUCCGACCCUCCCAGCCCACUACCUCAUGGGCCCCCAAACAAAGGCGCAGUUCCUUGGGGUAACGAUGUGGGUCCAUCAUCUUCAAGUAAGACCACAAACAAGUUUGAAGGGCUGUCUCAGCAAUCCAGCACCAGUUCUGCGAAGACUGCCCUUGGCCCAAGAGUUCUUCCUAAACUACCUCAGAAAGUGGCACUAAGGAAAACAGAAACGAGCCAUCAUCUCUCCCUAGACAAAGCCAACAUCCCACCUGAGAUUUUUCAGAAAUCAUCACAAGUGGCAGAGUUACCACAAAAGCCACCACCAGGAGACCUUCCCCCAAAACCCACAGAACUGGCCCCCAAGCCCCAGAUGGGAGAUUUGCCACCUAGACCUGGAGAGCUUCCCCCCAAGCCACAGCUGGGCGACCUGCCACCCAAGCCCCAGCUCUCAGACUUACCUCCCAAGCCACAAAUGAAGGACCUGCCCCCCAAACCACAGCUGGGAGACCUGCUGGCAAAAUCCCAGGCUGGUGACAUCUCACCCAAGACUCAACAGCCCUCCGAGGUCACACAGAAGCCACACCCCGUGGAUCUGUCCCCGAAUGUGCAGUCCAGAGAUGCCAUCCAGAAGCAGGCGUCAGAAGACUCCAACGACCUCACGCCCACUCUGCCUGUACCACUGCCCAGAAAGAUCAAUACGGGAAAAAAUAAAGUGAGGCGUGUGAAGACCAUUUAUGACUGCCAGGCAGACAAUGACGAUGAGCUCACGUUCGUCGAGGGAGAAGUGAUCAUUGUCACAGGGGAAGAGGACCAGGAGUGGUGGAUUGGGCACAUCGAAGGUCAGCCUGAAAGGAAGGGGGUCUUUCCAGUGUCUUUUGUUCAUAUCCUGUCCGACUAGGAAGCCCAAGCCUCAGACUGCCUACAUCCUUCAUGCAAGACUGCUGCCUCCAUGUAAUCCUGUGCACAAUUUGUAUAUAGCUGCUGUUACAGAAUGAGAAACUCAUGAAGGGCCACCUCAGGAGGGGAAUAUAGUAUGUAUUGUAAAUAUCCUGUGGGCUUCUGCCUUCACCAGUAUUAGGAUAGCCUCGGGACCCGGUUCGCCUUACUGGUUUGCCAAAGCCAUCCUUGGCUUCUAGCACUUAACAUCUCUCUAUGCUGUUUUACAGACAACAACAACAAAACAAAACAAAAAAAAAACAGGAGUGUAGGAACUGCUGGCUUUGCAAGUAGAAGUGGUCUCCAGCACCCCCUGAAGGGCAUAGAAUUGACUUUGUUCCUAACAAUGCAGUAUUCUCAAUCGUGUUACUGAAAAUGCAACAUUAGCAAAGAGGUGGGUUCUGUUCUCCAGGUGAAACUUCCAGUUAGCUCCAUGACAGACCAGCCUGUAGUUAGGUGUGUGCACAGUUUACAGCUACAAAACCUACUUUGGUAUUUAUUACAGAAAAGUGCUCAGUUAAAUGUAAGUAUUACUCCUUCAGCAGAAUAGUCACUGACCCAAAACUCUCGGUGGCAUUUUACAAUGCACACGGCCUCGUGCAAGUUUAGGCAGGUGGAUUUGUACUGUCACACGGUGAUGAGUGCCCACCCUGAGAUAUUACCUCAUUAUGCAGAAGUCACAUAUCCUUCAUGACUAUUUGGACAAAAGUUUAAAACAUGUCUGAUGAAGUUCAACUUUCAGGAACCAAGGACUGCCAGAAAAUACUAACCUGUACAAUAUGCAUGCAUCUAGAAGCUUACCUGAAAUCUGCCUUUUAUAAAGGAAUAAAUAGUGUCAAUGGUUGAACUGUACACUUUUUAAACUUGAGCGCCAUUAAAGCAGAAAUUAUAAGGUUGCAAGAA